Messenger RNA from Vigna umbellata (rice bean), 2092 nucleotides. NCBI's taxonomy places the organism in Eukaryota, Viridiplantae, Streptophyta, Magnoliopsida, Fabales, Fabaceae. The record is from RefSeq and is a predicted model, not a curated record.
CCACUCAACUCAUCUUCCCUUCGAAGCUUGUUUUCUCUCUCUUUAUUAAAAACUCUUUUUUGAUUCAAGAAACUGUUCUUGCAUGCAUUCUUCGCCAAUUUCAUUCUAACCCAUCACCCACCCUAGCACCUUCUUUUAUUUUCUUUCCUUUCAUCUAUUUAUGAGAGAUAGUACUAUCAGCAUGGUGGGGCUGGAAUAGCUCUGUCUAUCGCUCUCACACACACACACAAAGAUACACAGUGCAACGCCUUCGGCUGUGACUGGAGAGAGGUGAUUUCAGUUUCGGGGUUCCGCUUCUUUCUUUGUUUUUUUGUUCGGUCAUUUGUUUGUUUGUUUCGGCAGAAAACUCGUUUCUGAAACUGUCCUUGUUUUUCUGAUCUGGUCGAAGCGUAGCGACACACAAAACCCAUGGCCGGUGCCACAAAUUGGCUUACGUUUUCGUUGACUCCCGUGGAAAUGCUCAGAUCCCCGGACUCUUCCUCUCACUGCAUGCUCGAUAACUUUUAUGCCACCAAUGGGUGGACAAAUUCCAAUGAAUUAAUGGAUUCUGAGAGUGAAAACCAGCCACUGCUGGUGCCGAAAGCGGAAGAUUUUUUUGAGAACCAAACUGAGACGCAGCAAGACGAUUCUUCGCUGACCCAAAUUUAUGACCAUGGCUCUGCCUCUGUUUACUUCGGCGACCAGCAAGAUCUGAACGCGAUUCCAGGGUUUCAAGCAUUCUCGGGUACCAACUCGAGCUCUGAGUUGGAUGACUCGGCCUCAGACAAGACCACUCUGGUUGCACCAGCUGAGUUAGGUGCCCACUCAGGAGAGUCUGGCAAAGGAGCUUUGUCUUUAUGUGAUGCUGUUGGACAUGACAAAGCCAUCACUGCGGUGGAGCUUGCUACACCUAAGAAGGUUUCUCAUACUAUUGGCCAGAGAACUUCCAUAUACAGAGGGGUCACAAGACACCGAUGGACGGGUAGAUAUGAAGCGCAUCUAUGGGAUAACAGCUGUAGACGAGAGGGUCAGGCCAGGAAGGGGCGUCAAGUGUACUUGGGUGGAUAUGACAAGGAGGAAAAGGCUGCUAGAGCGUAUGAUUUAGCAGCUAUCAAGUACUGGGGACCAACAGCAACCACCAACUUUCCUAUUUCCAAUUAUACAAAGGAAUUGGAGGAGAUGAAACAUUCAGGAAAGCAAGAAUUCAUUGCAUCACUGCGAAGGAAAAGUAGUGGGUUUUCAAGGGGAGCUUCCGCAUACAGGGGGGUUACGAGGCAUCAUCAACAGGGUAGAUGGCAAGCAAGAAUCGGCCGAGUUGCGGGAAACAAGGAUCUAUAUCUGGGAACAUUUGCGACUGAAGAGGAAGCAGCUGAGGCAUAUGAUAUUGCAGCCAUAAAGUUCAGAGGUGCAAGCGCUGUAACAAAUUUUGAGAUGAGCAGAUAUGAUGUGGAGAAUAUAUUGAAUAGCUCUCUUCCAGUAGGUGGGGUAGCAAAACGAUUGAAGCUUUCGUCCUCCCCAGAAUCGGAGAAGAAAGCUAUUGUUACUAAUGAACAACAACCUGAGGGCACAAACGAAACUAGCACCAUCAAUUUCUCUGCCAUUCAGCCAGUUGCAUCUAUACCUUAUGAUUCUGCGAACGCGUACCCACAAAACCUUUUCCACCAGUUUCAUCAUUCCAACAGUGGAAGUAGUAGCUCAGUACAAGAGUCUGAUGCAAUUGUGACCAAUGCAACUGCACUGACCAUCCUUCCACCACCACCUGCUGUUCCUGGGUUCUUUUUAUGGCCUCCUCAGUCCUUUUGAGUUGCUGAAAUGAUGAACUACCUUCCAAAGAUGGUCCUUUUGCUGAGAAGAAUGAAAAAUUACCAAAUCCACUCUAGGGAGUGGAUUGUGUAAGCAGCGUCUCUCAACUCAGAUGAGGAAUAUUGAGUUGGGCAUUUUCAAGCUUUCAACAAAGCUUUCUAAUUGCUUGAUAACUUGCAGCAGCAUAAUAAAUACUUUAUUUUUUCUUCAAUCAACUUCAUUCAGAUUUUCUGCAUUUCUUGUACGAACUAAAUACUCAUGCAACUGUGAAGUUUGUGGAGCGUUAUUAUAUUUCCAACUAUUCUGCUUA